AGCGGAGGGCGCGGCAGUGCCGAGGGAGCCCCGCCGCGGGGGCCGCGACCCGCUUCGCCGGGGAUGCUGCGCUGGGUCCGGCAGCAGCUGGGUUUUGACCCACCUCAUCAAAGCGAUACAAGAACUAUUUAUAUAGCAAAUCGUUUUCCCCAGCAUGGCCAUUAUGUUCCUCAGAAGUUUGCAGACAACAGAAUCAUAUCAUCCAAGUAUACAGUGUGGAAUUUUGUUCCAAAAAACUUAUUUGAGCAGUUCCGAAGAGUAGCCAACUUUUAUUUUCUCAUUAUAUUUUUGGUUCAGCUCAUGAUAGAUACCCCUACCAGUCCUAUUACCAGUGGAUUGCCAUUGUUCUUUGUCAUAACUGUGACAGCCAUAAAACAGGGUUAUGAAGAUUGGCUACGACAUAAAGCAGACAAUGAAGUCAACGGUGCUCCAGUUUAUGUUGUUCGAAGUGGUGGCCUUGUGAAAACUAGAUCUAAAAACAUUCGGGUGGGGGACAUUGUCAGAGUAGCCAAAGAUGAGACUUUUCCUGUUGACCUGGUGCUUCUGUCGUCUGAUCGAGUGGACGGUUCAUGCCAUGUCACCACUGCAAGUCUGGAUGGAGAGACCAAUCUUAAGACACACGUUGCGGUCCCAGAAACAGCAGUGUUGCAGUCUGUUGCCAACCUGGACAAACUGGUAGCUGUUAUAGAAUGUCAGCAGCCAGAAGCAGAUCUGUACAGAUUUGUUGGAAGAAUAACUGUAAGUCAACAAGCUGAAGAAAUAGUACGACCUCUUGGGCCUGAAAGUCUCUUACUUCGUGGAGCAAGAUUAAAAAACACUAAAGAAAUAUUUGGUGUUGCAGUGUAUACAGGUAUGGAGACAAAGAUGGCAUUAAAUUACAAGAGUAAAUCUCAGAAACGGUCAGCAGUAGAAAAGUCCAUGAAUUCCUUUUUGAUUAUUUAUCUAAUAAUCCUCCUCUUUGAAGCCAUUCUGAGCACUAUUUUAAAGUAUGCAUGGCAAGCUGAAGAGAAAUGGGAUGAGCCCUGGUACAAUGAAAAAACAGAGCAUGAAAGAAAUAGCAGUAAGAUCCUGAGAUUUAUUUCGGAUUUUCUGGCCUUUCUGGUACUUUACAAUUUCAUUAUACCUAUUUCACUCUAUGUGACUGUCGAGAUGCAAAAAUUUCUUGGAUCUUUUUUUAUUGGCUGGGAUCUUGACCUCUAUCAUGAAGAAACAAACCAGAGAGCGCAAGUAAAUACUUCAGACCUCAAUGAGGAAUUGGGACAGGUAGAGUAUGUGUUUACAGACAAAACUGGUACAUUAACUGAAAAUGAGAUGCAGUUUCGGGAGUGCUCCAUUAAUGGCAUAAAGUACCAAGAAGUCAAUGGUAAACUAACUCCAGAGGGAUUUUCUGAAGAUUCUCCAGAUGGAAAUAGGCAUGGUUUGGUGAAAGAGGAAGAACUGUUCUUGAAGGCAGUUUGUCUUUGUCAUACAGUGCAGAUCAAUGCAGAUCAGACAGAUGGUGCUGACGGUCCCUGGCAUGCCAAUGGAAUAACGUCCCCAUUGGAGUAUUAUGCUUCUUCACCAGAUGAGAAAGCUUUAGUUGAAGCUGCAAGCCGGGUUGGAGUAGUAUUUACUGGAAUUAGUGGAGACAGUAUGGAAGUAAAAAGCCUUGGAAAACCAGAGAGGUACAAAUUGCUUCAUGUGUUGGAGUUUGAUCCAAAUCGCAGACGAAUGAGUGUCAUUGUGGAGAGUCCCUCAGGGGAAAAGCUUUUAUUCACAAAAGGAGCAGAAUCUUCCAUUCUUCCUCGUAGUAAGAGUGGAGAAAUAGACAAAACAAGGAUACAUGUGGAUGAAUUUGCUUUGAAAGGACUAAGAACUUUGUGCGUAGCCUACAGAAGAUUCACACCUGAGGAGUAUCAAGAAAUUGGCAAACGCCUUCAUGAGGCCAGGACUGCCUUACAACAACGGGAGGAAAGAUUAGCAGAUGUGUUCAACUUCAUAGAAAGGGAUCUGGAAUUACUUGGGGCUACGGGAGUAGAAGACAAACUGCAGGAGAAAGUCCAAGAAACUAUAGAAGCCCUCAGGUUGGCUGGUAUCAAAGUGUGGGUGCUCACUGGAGACAAGCACGAGACAGCUGUUAGUGUCAGUUUGUCCUGUGGACACUUCCACAGAACCAUGAACAUCCUUGAACUUGUGCAGCACAAGUCAGACAGUACCUGUGCAGAACAACUGAGGCAGCUUGCCAAGAGAAUAAAGGAAGACCAUGUUAUCCAACAUGGACUGGUUGUGGAUGGGACCAGCCUCUCUCUUGCACUCAGGGAACAUGAAAAACUGUUCAUGGAAGUUUGCAAAAACUGUUCUGCAGUGUUGUGCUGUCGUAUGGCACCCCUUCAGAAAGCAAAGGUAGUGCGACUGUUAAAAACAUCUCCAGAGAAACCCAUAACAUUAGCAAUCGGUGAUGGUGCUAAUGAUGUGAGCAUGAUACAAGAAGCACAUGUUGGCAUAGGAAUCAUGGGCAAGGAAGGAAGGCAAGCUGUAAGGAACAGUGACUAUGCAAUAGCUCGGUUUAAAUUCCUCUCCAAGUUGCUUUUUGUUCAUGGGCACUUUUACUAUAUUAGAAUAGCAACCCUUGUACAGUACUUUUUUUAUAAGAAUGUGUGCUUUAUUACACCACAAUUUUUAUAUCAGUUCUUCUGUUUGUUUUCACAACAAACACUCUAUGACAGUGUAUACCUGACUUUGUACAAUAUUUGUUUCACUUCCCUGCCUGUCCUCAUAUACAGUCUUUUUGAGCAGCAUGUGCAUCCGCAUGUAUUGCAGAGUAAACCCGUGCUCUACAGAGACAUCAGUAAAAAUGCCCAUCUGGGGUUUAAACCAUUUCUUUACUGGACCAUCUUGGGCUUCUUUCAUGCAUUUGUUUUCUUUUAUGGCUCGUAUCUUCUAAUGGGAGAAGACACUUCUCUGCUGGGAAAUGGCCAGAUGUUUGGAAACUGGACAUUUGGUACCUUGGUCUUCACCGUUAUGGUUAUAACUGUCACAAUGAAGAUGGCACUAGAAACUCACUUCUGGACAUGGAUAAACCAUUUUGUUACUUGGGGAUCCAUUGUAUUUUAUUUCAUAUUCUCCUUGUUUUAUGGGGGAAUUAUCUGGCCAUUUUUACAUACCCAGGACAUGUACUUUGUAUUUGUUCAGCUGUUGUCAAGUGGUUCUGCUUGGUUUGCCAUAAUCCUCAUAGUAGUUGCUUGUUUGUUUAUUGAUGUUGUGAAGAAAGUGCUGUACAGACAUCUGCAACCAACAAGUACUGAAAAAGCUCAGCUUACUGAGGCAGGUUCAGGUAUCAACUGCUUGGACUCCAUGUGCUGCUUCUCAGAUGGGGAAACAGCAUGCACAUCUGUUAGAAGAAUGUUGGAACGACUAAUGGGAAGAUGUAGCCCAACCCGGGUCAACAGGUGUGGCAUUUCUCUCAAUAGCCUUUGCUGCAGACGAUUCUCCUAUAAACUGGAACCCGAUGAGCCUGCAGCAAUAGAUGUCUAGAAAUCAGCUGCAGGUUUUGCUUACCUAAGUAGGAGAUGCAACUCUUUAUUGUACUUCUUUUCAUCCUAAAAGAUUAGUUUCUUGUUUCUUUUUGAGUGGUUUCUUUUAGGAUGGGGAGGGGAAAAACAGUUUUCAAAAGAUUUCUGUUAAAGUGUUUAGUUUGGCUUUACUACAAGUUCUUGUGUUGUAUCUAUCGUAAUUUCUCUUGAUUUGUACAUUCUUCUCUUUAGAAAAUCAAGCCUUGCUGCUGUUUUUGUUCUCCUUUUUAUGAUUUUUUUUUUUUUGCCUUCACGAAUCAGGAGUUGUUUAUGAAGUCGAAAGACUUUUCCCUUUGGUUCUGGAUGUACAACCUCCAAAUAUUUACCUUGGAGCUUGAAUUACUCCCGAAGAUAUACAAAAGGCUCACACUCCCCCCCUUAAAUAUAACUUCAUUGUUAGAAGGAGAGUCUUUAAAUCUUUCAGCCAUUGAUUGAUAUGAAGAUGAAAUAUUUUUGUAGUAUAACUUUUAUAAGCUAUUUCUAAAAUCAGAGUAAUUGACAGAACAGAGUCUUCAGGUUCUAAGAAUUUUAAAUGUUUUUUCGGUUCUAGAAGGUAUAUUGUCAAAAUCAUGUGUGCCAUUCCAAAGUAUGUGCUAAAUAAAUCUUUCCUCCACAAACCAUGUGUGAAACAAACAUCAGUGGGAUAAAAGCACGUUAGAGUAAUGGAACAUGUCUAAAGAGCAAUACUGCUCUUAUGGUCAGAGGAGCUCUCACUGAAUCCCCUAAUGUGCCAUCUCCCCAUGUCCAAAUAGAGGGAUAGUGAACAAACAUGGAAAUAUUUGGGGGUAGAAGUCAAAAUAGUCUUUUGUACAUCGUAAUCUCUCAGUCUCUGAAUGAUAUCAUGGUCCUUCACUGGUCAAAAGGCAAACCUGAAAACAUUGAGCUUCACACAUUUUCAAGGAAACUCAUUUUGUAUUUGGACAACUUUGUCUCUUUCUGUUAAAGGUUGUGAUAUCAUUCACUGGGUAUCAAGUCUGGUGUGGGUAAUUUCCACUGACAGCUUUGUCAGCUCUGAUUCUGCCUUUAGGUAUUGCCUGGUCUGUAGCUCAUCUCUGUUGGAACUCUUGUGUUGAACACUGUGUCUGUGGUUUCAGUCAGUCUCUCUCUUCUGGCUUGCUUAUGAAAUUUAUUCAGUGUUUCUACAAACCUAGGUUAUGAAUAUGCAAAAUGUUUCAUUCCAUAUGAAAUAUGAACUGUUAUGACUAAGUACAUUUUUAAUUCAAACUUGCUGUAUAGAAAGCGGGCAUGAUGUGUAAAAUAAACAAUUUAAUAGAAUUUUUAAUCUACAAGGUGAGCAUUUAAUUGGUCUAAAAAUCAACAUUUUGGUAGCAGUUGCUCUAAGUUUUUUGAUGUUUUUUUCCACUUCUCUGUAAAACUCUGCUUUCCAAAUGAGGAAUUUCUCAUGCUACUUCUUUUCCAUUUAUUGUUAUCUAAUUAAGGUUUUUGUUAACAAUUGCCUUAGUAACCUGUAGUCUUAUAAGGUAGGUAUUCUGUGUUUUAUUUAAUGCAUUCACAGUUUUACGAUUUUCUCUUUUGUUCCACUUAAAUUUUCUUUCCUUGAGAACUUACAAAUACUUAUUGAAGAUAACUCAUAUUUGACAGAAUAUUAAACAAUCUUUGAAGACUGCUUUUUCUCAGGUUUCUUGUCUGCUUACCUCAUGUAAUUUUCAGAUGAAGUUCCAUCAAGCCAAAUAAUUGUAGAGUUCUUAGAACACAGACAAUAGGAUUACGUUUAAUGAAUAUGCAAAACUAUCUUGGUGCUACACUAAGGGCUUGCAGUUCUAUGGUUUUUGCUGCUGCCUCUGGUUGAAAUUGCUCUGAACAAUCUUCUAGUUUCACUUAAAUUUAUGUACAGUACAACGAGAUAAGAGAUUUUUUUUUUUUUUUUAAGUGUGUCAUACUUGCUGUCUUCAGUGACUUCAGCUCCUUCUACUCAGCAUUGACACUUAAAACCAAGGCUAAAAGUAAUUUUUUUCUUUUACACUUUCCUGGUAAUAUAAGAAAGUCUUUGUUCAUUUUUUAACGUCUUAAUUGCUUGAAUCACACGAAGCAGUUACAAGUCGUGAAAUGCUGAAGGUACAGUUAAGAAAUCUCUUGAGUGAUUUUUUAAAGUGCUUGUAAAACUGUUUAGGCUUUGUUCACGAGCUUGAGCUGCUGUAUUUUGUAUCUAAAUCUUCAGAAAAUUGUGCAGUCCCCAACAGGUUGGUCUCUUGAGCACUUGUGCUGUAUAAAGCAGCAAAUUAUUCAACCAGGAGGUAGCUGCACAUUAUUUUUGUUGAAUGAAGUGAUGCUGAGAAAUACGUUGUCUGUGCAAGUGCUGUAGAAUGAAGAGCACUUCUUUAAAUAAUGUUGCUGUAGCAGCUUGUGUUGUAUUCUGUGUUCCUGAUAUUCUGUCAAAUAUGAGAACUGAACAGGAAAUCCAACAUGGUAUCAAAUUUUGAUAGAAGCUUUGAUGAAUCAAAGUUGUACAAAUGCUUGGAGUAGUUGGGCCACAGGAGUAUAGUUCUCUUGUGUUUAUUUUACUGCUUGUAAAAUGUAUUUGAGAAGUAUUUUCUAUAGCUCCAUUCACCAGUUAGGCUAUAAAAUGUGUGGUGUGGUAUGUUAAAAAAUGCAUUUUUGUCUGUCUGUUCCAUUAAAUUGUCUGUCAGCUUGUCAGUCACUCAGAUA
Lepidothrix coronata (blue-crowned manakin) is the source of this 6218-nucleotide messenger RNA. It is a transcript of the gene ATP11B, whose product is annotated as ATPase phospholipid transporting 11B (putative). Gene Ontology annotation, biological process: phospholipid translocation. Bases 64 to 3513 code for a protein of 1149 amino acids. NCBI's taxonomy places the organism in Eukaryota, Metazoa, Chordata, Aves, Passeriformes, Pipridae. The transcript has 29 exons. Gene Ontology annotation, molecular function: ATP hydrolysis activity; ATP binding; ATPase-coupled intramembrane lipid carrier activity. Gene Ontology annotation, cellular component: trans-Golgi network; recycling endosome; endoplasmic reticulum. The record is from RefSeq and is a predicted model, not a curated record.